AUGGUAACACGUCAAGAUAAAUGGUGGAUAACAAUGUCAAAUAUAGACAUUAAACAAAAUCGACAUGAAAAUAUCAAAAUAAAUAUAGGUGAACAUGUCAAACAAAUUUUUUUCGAACAUUUACAAGGUACUAAUUCAUAUGAAGAAUGGCGUGCAAAUAUUCAUCGAGAAUUAGAAGAAGAUCUUCAACGACAAGUACGAGAACUUCUUGAAGAAACUGAUCGACAAGAACGUUUAUCUAAAUUCCAACGACAAUAUAUUCGUGUUGAUGAAUGUUCACCACCAAAAUCACAAGAAUCUAUUGAUACAUGGAAUGAAAUAAAUCGUCGAAAUGAAAAUGUUCUUAAUCCAGCUAAAUCAAAACAUAUAUCACAAUCACAAAAUCAUUUUUCAACUAAUAAUCAUCAUAAUACAUUAAAUGAUUUAUCAGAUAAACCAUUUUAUUUAAAUUCUUAUCAUAGUUAUCGUCGUUUACCAGAAUCAUCACAAACUACAGAUGAUGAAAUAAAUAUAAAUCCAUCAAUAUAUAUUCAAAAAUAUACAAAUAAACAACAAUCAUCGAUUAUUUCAAAUACAAAUGAUUCAUCAAUUUUAUUUGGUAAUAGUAUAAUUAAAUCUAAUAAAGCAUCUAUUUUAAAUAUAUUCGAUCAACAAUUACUUGAUGGUGAUUAUAAAAAUAGUUAUGUUAAUAAACAUGGUAUUAGAAUUGAUGAAGAUGGUCCAUUUUGGCCAGAUAAUUAUCAGAUUCUUCAUCCAACACCAAAAUUUCUUAGUCGGGAAUUGAUACCAAAAGAAUUUUAUUUAUCAUCAUCAAUCACAAAUUAUUGUUAUUAUUAUUAUAAUGAACAAUAUGAUUAUUUGAUUAAUUCAAUAAAAGAAUAUUUACAUAAUAAACGUUUUUUAUUAUAUUCACCAUGGAAAAUAAAUGUUAAUAAUUCAGAAAGCAAUAAUCGACAAACAUAUGAUAAUCAACCAGCUAUAUAUAAAUAUCAAGAUACAUUAAAACAUCCUAUUAUCGUUUAUGAUAUGGAUAAAUCAGCAAGAGUUCAACAAAUAAAACAAUCUGAUUAUGAUCAAACAUGUCCUCAAUUAAUAUUUGAAUCACGAUUUGAAGGUGGAAAUUUACGACAAGUUAGACGUGUAGGUCAAUUUGAAUAUGAACUUAUUCUUCGACCUGAUCUUUAUACUCGAAGACAUACACAAUGGUAUUAUUUUCGUGUACAAAAUAUGAUUGCAAAUAUAACUUAUCGUUUUCGGAUUAUUAAUUUAAUGAAAAAAAGUAGUUUAUAUAGUGAUGGUAUGCAAAUUCUUCUAUUCUCUGAAGUUGAUGCAAAAAAAGAAUGUCGAAGUUGGUAUCGUGUUGGCCAUCAUAUUAAUUAUUCUGAAACCAAACAACAUUCAUAUAAUUCAUUACUUGAACGAGAUAUUAAUUAUUAUGAACUUGAUUUUCAAUUAGAAUUUUCACAUUCUGGUGAUACAUGUUAUAUAGCUCAUUGUUAUCCAUAUACAUAUACAGAUUUAAAAGAUGAUUUAGAACAUUUGUCAACGACAAGAUCACGUGACAUAUUUCGUCGAGAUAUUUUAUGUGAAUCUCAAGCAGGAAAUUCAUGUUUUAUAAUAACUGUAACAGAUGAAUCUGUACCAUUACAUAAAAAAAAAAUUGUUUUUAUUACUGCACGAAUACAUCCAGGUGAAACAAAUUCAAGUUAUAUGAUGCGCGGUUUACUUGAAUUUAUAACAUCGAAUGAUAAAACUGCUCAAAAAUUACGAUCAGAAUUAGUAUUUAAAAUAGUGCCAAUGCUUAAUCCUGAUGGUGUUAUUGUUGGUAAUUAUCGAUGUUCAUUAACAGGAAAAGACAUGAAUCGCAAUUUUCGUCAUCCACGUAAACAAGCAUUUCCUAUUAUUUAUCAUAUAAAAGAACUUAUACAAAAUCUUCAACGAGAACGAAGAGAAAUAUUGGCUUUUUGUGAUCUUCAUGGUCAUAGUCGAAAAUCGAAUGUAUUUGCCUAUGGCUGUGAUGGAUGUGAUGGACCACAACCGGAUAUGAAAAAUUUUUUAUAUGCUCGAGUUUUACCAUUUAUUAUGUCAAAAACGGCACCAGAUAUGUUUGCAUUUGAUUAUUGUAAAUUUCACAUACAUCGAUGUAAAGAAUCAACUGGCCGUGUUGUUAUGUGGAAAGAAAUGUUAAUAAAAAAUAGUUUUACAUUAGAAGCAUCAUUUGCUGGAACAAGCAUUGUAGAAAGACCAUGUCAUUUUAAUAUACAAGAUUAUGAAAAAUUUGGAGAAUGUAUUUGUAAAUCAUUAAAACAAUAUUUAGAUGUUCUACACGAUUCAACACGAUUAGAAUCAAUAUUUUUGGAUAUAACAAAAAAUGUUCUUCAUAGAUUAGAUAAAAAUAAAAUUCCAUUUGGAUUAUUACCUUCUCUUUAUCCCGAAGAAAAACAAUUAAAUCAAUCUGUAAUAUCAAUUAAUUCCGUAAGCAAUUGUUUAGAAAUUUUAACACAAUGUCAUGAAAUAAUCAAUGAUCAAGAUGCUUCAAGUUCAAGUGAUUCAGAUAGUGAUCCAGAAGGUGGUGAAUUACCUGAUAUACCAUAUUCAAAAGAGAAAGCAAUAACAAAGAAAAAAUCAAAAAAAAAACGAACUGAUAAAUCGAAUGAAGAACAUCUUCAAAAAUCAAAUCGUAAACGUCAGAUGGAUAAAACAACUCGAAUGAUACCAGAAAGAGGUUCAUUAUUUACAAGUAAAUAUGCAAAACGAAGUGGACACGGAUUACCAAUUUUUACAACUGAACGUGCAUUAGAACGUAGAAGUCAGAAAAAUAAUUCUCUUCUACAAGAUAUUAAUUAUGAUCAACAACUGAGUGAUGAAUGUGAUACCGAUAUAGGAACAGGUAUUUAUUUAACAAAAAGUAAUCGUUCACAAAUCGAUAAUUCAAAUGUGAUUGAUAAAAAUUUGCAUAUAAAACGAACAAGUUCACUUGUUUCAUAUCCACAUAAUGAAUUAGUUAAUUCAUCAUCUAAUCAAAUAAUGACAAAUAAUAUUUCAUUACAAACACCAAUAUUUCAAAAUUUACCACAAAGACGAUUAAAAAUUCUUCAUCGUUUUCAACAAGAAAAUACUAAAUCAUUAAAUAGAAAUGAAAUUGAUCAAAUAAAUAAUAUAUCACCAUCAAUAAUAACAAUGCCACAUUUUAUGGAAUUUACAAGACGUUUAAGUCGUUCAUCAUCAAUUAAUGAUAAUGAUAUAACAACAAUCGAUACACAAAUUGAUUCAAAUACAUUUAAUUCAUAUAAAAUACAUGAAACACCUAUUUUACAUACAAAAACUUCGAUUAAUAAUUCAAAUAUUAAUUUAAAAAGAAGAUUUUCACAAAAAUUAAAUAAUCAUCUUCUUAAACAACCAUUAACUUCAAUUGAUUAUAUAAUUAAAGAACGACCAAUUAAUUCUAUACAAGAUAACAAUUAUCAGAAUCAAUCAAAUGAAACUCAACGUCUUAAUCAAAUUCUUAAAAAACAAUUUUAUUUACCAUUUGAAAAAAACAAAAGAUUAUAA
Molecule: messenger RNA, 3552 nt
Organism: Rotaria sordida
Lineage: Eukaryota; Metazoa; Rotifera; Eurotatoria; Philodinida; Philodinidae
Source: the annotation of a GenBank genome assembly